Molecule: messenger RNA, 1716 nt
Organism: Fonsecaea multimorphosa CBS 102226
Lineage: Eukaryota; Fungi; Ascomycota; Eurotiomycetes; Chaetothyriales; Herpotrichiellaceae
Exons: 1
Coding region: 1-1716 (571 amino acids)
Source: RefSeq, a predicted model, not a curated record
AUGGUCACCUCCGCUGCCGCAGUCCACUCCAACGCUUCUUCAUCCUCAGCCAUGAUCGGGGACACAGAUCACGCUGGCGACAAUACCACUUUGGCUCUGAGACACUCCCUAUACCUACCGCUUGAUCAAGAACAGCAGGAAAUCCGCAUACUUACAUUGCACGCCGGCGGUAAUGACACGCCAAUCGAAGCGACGCUAGAAUCUACGUGCUUCUCGAAUGCCGGCUCGUUCAUCGCUUUUUCAUACUGCUGGGGCUCUCCUGAUGACGGGUUAGAAGAGGUCAUUCUUGAUGGCCACGCAGUUGGCAUUCGGCGGAAUCUCUGGCUUUUUUUACGAAAUUUUCGAUCUGUCAGAGGUUCGAGCAGGCUUUGGAUUGACUACCUGUGUAUUGACCAAUCGAAUGUCCAGGAGCGCAACCAUCAAGUAAGGUUGAUGGAAAUAAUCUUCAGCACUGCACACACCGUUUAUGCUUGGCUCGGAGAAGCUGAUUCUGAGACCGACGACGCCAUAGCUUACAUCAAAAUCGCAUUGAGCAUUCCACGCCGUUCCCGUCCCAAGGAAAUCCCUCCAGAUGUACGGAGACGAGGUUUAAGAGCCAUGAAAUUGCUUACCAAGUCCAAGUACUGGAGUCGCGUUUGGAUCAUUCAGGAGGUGCUUCUCGCACGAAAAGUUGUCCUCAUGAUUGGAGACAAAAUCAUCGACUGGGAGCAUCUUCAGAACGUCUUUACUGCAGGGGUGGCUCCAAAUCUGUCGCAUCAGCGCAAAAGCACGGAGACCAGUGCGUCACAACGGAAUUUUCGUCAUAUCUGGGAGCUCAAACAGAUACAUCGCAAGGUCUGGGACCUUUAUAGCCUGCUUGACAGAUUUCGCUUUGCUCAUUGCCAUGAUCCGAGAGACAGACUCUAUGGGCUGCUCGGUCUCACAUCUGAGUCUGUCCGCUCAAAAGCGGUGAUCGACUAUUCUUUAACUCUCAUGGAAGUCUGCGCAGCAAACGUGCAGACUAUGCUCAGUGAACACGGAACGACGCACAAUCUUCGGUAUGUACAUGGCGCCUUUUCUAUUGUCAGCGGCAACAGAGAGAAUAUGUUGCGAGCAUUUAAAGAUAGAUCCCUACUUUCUCGGGUGGGAAACCCUGUUGUGGUCGCAGCGUAUCAAAUACCCUGGGUGGAGAGGGAUGUGAAAACUGUUGUUGGGUUCAGCCUUGCGCAGAAUGAGUACGUACAACUGACGUCGGCGAAUGAGGCGUUAUACUACGACUUAUAUCUGACGAUUCUUCAUGAGAAGUUGCGCCAGCAGACACAUGUCUACUGUACAACUACUCAUUGUCGAGAGUGGAACAACGUGCUCGAAUUGACUGCACACGAGUUUACUGCACUGGAGUCUAGGGUGAUUUUGCCAGUCCGAAAGAAAGCAGGAUCACUCGAAAUCAUAGAAAUCGGAGGUCAUGCCAAAUAUAAAAAAGACAGUGAUGGCAUUGUUGGGAUAUGGCCCUCGGACUGGCUCGUGGGGAAAGUUCCUGAUGCACAAUGCUCACCUCUAGAUCGAGGUGCGCCCGAUCUUCCCUGGCUCAAGCCAAAAUGGGAUGUACAGCUCAAUAGUUCGGCACUGAUGGAGAUAAUGCGGAUCAUGGAGUCUGGUAAGAGAUGGAAUCUCCGAGAUCUAAAUCUCCCUCUGUCUCUGUGGAAGGAUCAUCUUCAGGAAGAUCCAGAUGUCUAA